GUAACACACCUCCGCGUCUCCCCGGGAUCAUGAGCCGGGUGGCCUCAGCUCUCCGGCGGACGUUUGGGAUCGCACGCGAGCACGUCGGGACGGAUCAUCUGGGAAAUAGAUAUUAUUUUGUCCCGGAGCAGAAGACAUGGACAGGGGAAAGAGAUUGGAGGGAGAGCGGGGUGAGGGUUUUCAGUAUUGGUACCUGGUUGCCCUUGUAUCACUGAUGCUUAUCGGAUCACUCCGUCUUCAUAAAGCUGGCCAUUACCAUGCACGUGCUGGUCCCCCCCGCAUCCCUCCCCUGCUGAGCUGUGUGCAGGAGAGGAAUAAACCCGGCUCAACACAGGCGGGAAGACUUGUCCGUUCCAAGCGGAUGGUAGAAGCAGCCAAUCCCACAGAAUACGAAUAUAUAGAAGGCAGCAUACCGAUGGAGUGGGACGCUUGGAUCCGAGGCAGACGGAAGGAGCCCCCCUCCGUCGAGGAGCUGGUGAAGAAUGAGUCUUACAGGACGCAGAUCAAGCUGAAGGCCAAGGAGGUGGAGGAGAAAGAUCUGGCCCUGCAGGCGAAGGAGUAUGAAGAAGGGCUGGUGGCGACUCCUGCGAGGACUCUGGCUGAAGGACAUGCAUCCGCCACUAGUUUCGGGAAGCAGGAGAUCAGCGAGGAGCCCACCAGCACGGCAAACACAUUUCAGCCUGGCUCCUGGAUGCCCACCUCCAAGAAAUAGACUGAGAUGUCCACACACACUGAAGCUGCUGUGCAGUAUAUGAACUAACAGAAAAGCCCCACAAUAAACACCGCCUUUGUGAAAGUGAUAUUCAAUUUGUCAAGAUAUUUUUUUUUUUUUAUUGGGGACAUCAUUCACAAUAAUCCAAUGCAAGUGAGCAACACACAAAGAUCUGACCUCAGUAAGGACCAGUUGGAUCAACUCAUCUUUCAGUCAGUCUCACAUAAUCCUGCAUUAGGUUUCACAGAGGGGGUGUUUAUUUCGAGGGAGUUUUAUUGGUCUGCAUUACAUCAUAAAGAGGUUUAUAUUUUUCUGGUACCUUUAGUAUAUUGAAUAUACACAGUCAUCUUAAAGCUGUGAUGAGUUAUUUAAUGUAGUUGAAAGGUUUGUUACAGUAAAAAAACACUGGAAUUGCUCAUUAGUACACCGGCUACAAAUGUUUCAGGGAUACUGAAACAAAUAAUUCUGUUAAUUAAAUCGGUAUUACACCUGUGCUGAGGCAAAUAAAAAUGGUUUAAUUACACAUCAAGAAUUCAGCUAUGUCCAAAGAAAUGAUGCAGAUGUAAUUAUCCUUAACAAAAGAAAGGGUUGAAGUGUAGAGAUGAAUAGAACGAGAUGUGAUGAAAGCAGGUGGGAAAGUUAAACGCUGAGGGAAAGAUUAAAGAGCACAUGUGAAAUUAAAUGAAAUCUGUCCAGUCCACAGUGUAAUGAGACCGUACUUACAAUAAAUGCUGUGUUAAUGGUUCUGUUCAUUAUGAA
This is a messenger RNA of Pleuronectes platessa (European plaice), 1471 nucleotides long. It is a transcript of the gene ndufaf2, whose product is annotated as NADH:ubiquinone oxidoreductase complex assembly factor 2. Gene Ontology annotation, cellular component: membrane. Gene Ontology annotation, biological process: mitochondrial respiratory chain complex I assembly. NCBI's taxonomy places the organism in Eukaryota, Metazoa, Chordata, Actinopteri, Pleuronectiformes, Pleuronectidae. Bases 137 to 712 code for a protein of 191 amino acids. The transcript has 5 exons. The record is from RefSeq and is a predicted model, not a curated record.